ACUCAGGUAGCUUGCGGUUGCAUCGCCUGCGACCCGCUGCCUCGCUAGCGGCAACUUGGAGGCUGCAGCCACCACUCGGGCCCACAGGGUGCCUUGGCCUCCUCGUAGACAGUGCGCCGGCUCCACCGCGCGGGCCCCCUGGCCAGCCGCUUCCUCCCGUGCCGAGGCAGCCGCAGUGACCCCGCCCCCGGGCCGAGGAUGUGAGAGACUGGCCGGGCGUCCCCGCACCGGGCCCGGGCGCCGGGAGUCGGCGGCUCGGCAGCGCUGGGCGAUGGCCCUGCUGCCGGUGCUCUUCGCCUCCUGGGGCUUGGGGCAGUGAGGUGCCGGCGGGCGAGGGGAAACGGCCCUGGCGCGGCGGGGACCAAGGGGCCUGGGGCGCCAUGGAGGGGGUGCUGUACAAGUGGACCAACUAUCUGAGCGGUUGGCAGCCUCGGUGGUUCCUUCUCUGUGGGGGGAUAUUAUCCUACUAUGAUUCUCCUGAAGAUGCCUGGAAAGGUUGCAAAGGGAGCAUCCAAAUGGCGGUCUGUGAAAUUCAAGUUCAUUCCGUAGAUAAUACACGCAUGGACCUGAUAAUCCCUGGGGAGCAGUAUUUCUACCUGAAGGCCAGAAGUGUGGCUGAGAGACAGCGGUGGCUGGUAGCGUUGGGGUCAGCCAAGGCUUGCUUGACUGACAGUAGGACCCAGAAGGAAAAAGAGUUUGCUGAAAACACUGAAAACUUGAAAACCAAAAUGUCGGAACUGAGACUGUACUGUGACCUCCUUGUUCAGCAAGUGGAUAAAACAAAAGAAGUGACCACAACUGGUGUGUCCAAUUCUGAGGAAGGAAUCGAUGUGGGAACUCUGCUGAAAUCCACCUGCAAUACUUUUCUGAAGACUUUGGAAGAAUGCAUGCAGAUAGCAAACGCGGCCUUCACCUCUGAGCUCCUCUAUCGUACUCCCCCAGGUUCACCACAGCUGGCUGUGCUCAAGUCCAACAAGAUGAAACAUCCUGUUAUACCGAUUCAUAACUCAUUGGAAAGGCAAAUGGAGUUGAACAGUUGUGAAAAUGGAUCUUUACAUAUGGAAAUAAAUGCUGAUGAAGAAAUCCUAAUGAAAACUAAAAGCUCCUUAUAUUUAAAACCUGCAGAGAUAGAUUGCAGCAUAUCAAGUGAAGAAAAUACAGAUGAUAAUAUAACAGUCCAAGGUGAGAUCAUGAAGGAAGAAGGAGAGGACAGCCUGGCGAAUCAUGAUAGCAGCUUAGCACAGCCUGCUUCAAACUCCUCCAGUAGCUCUCCGGAAUCCCACUGGGAAGAAGGCCAAGAAAUCAUCCCAACUUUUUUUAGUACCAUGAAUACCAGCUUUAGUGACAUUGAACUUCUGGAAGACAGUGGCAUUCCCACAGAAGCAUUCUUGGAGUCAUGUUAUGCUGUGGUUCCAGUAUUAGACAAACUUGGCCCUACGGUGUUUGCUCCUGUUAAAAUGGAUCUUGUUGGAAAUAUUAAGAAAGUAAAUCAGAAGUACAUAACCAACAAGGAAGAGUUCACCACCCUCCAGAAGAUAGUGCUGCAUGAAGUGGAGGCUGAUGUAGCCCAAGUUAGGAACUCAGCUACAGAAGCCCUCUUGUGGCUAAAGAGAGGUCUCAAAUUUUUGAAGGGGUUUUUGACAGAAGUGAAAAACGGAGAAAAGGAUAUCCAGACAGCCUUGAAUAAUGCAUAUGGUAAAACAUUACGGCAGCACCACGGCUGGGUGGUUCGAGGAGUUUUUGCGUUAGCUCUGAGGGCGGCUCCAUCCUAUGAAGACUUUGUCGCCGCAUUAACCAUAAAGGAGGGCGACCACCAGAAAGCAGCCUUCAGUGUUGGGAUGCAGAGGGACCUCAGCCUCUACCUCCCCGCCAUGGAAAAGCAGCUGGCGAUCCUGGACACUUUAUACGAGGUCCACGGACUGGAGUCUGACGAGGUGGUAUGACGUCGGCAGGACCGCGCCGCCUCCUAACUUCAGGGAAUAAAGUCUGCUAAAGUGUUUUGUUGCCCUGCUUAAUUUCAGCAGCAGCUUCAGCCCUCUCCAACCCCUUCCUUGGGAUGGAGAGAAGGAGGCAAAGCCUAGUGCUUUUAUAUAUAAUUUUUUUAAAUGCAUAUAUGUCUUUUGUGUGUUUAAAAAUCAAGGUGCUAUAUAUUUCAGUUCAAAGGGCCUCCUGGAAACCAAAUCAUAGCUGUUAAUAUUAGACUUGAACGGCAAGUGUAAGAGCAGAUUUAACAAAUUAAUUUGUCGGUAUUGUGUUUUAUUUUUACCCUUUAGUUCUAAUGGGCCUCCCAAACCCAAGCUGAAAAUGAGCAAAUACUGUAUCAAGGACUACAACACAUAGCCAGUGCUUCAGUCAACUUAGACUAAAAACUGGGGGGAAGCUCAGUCACUUUGUGGAAGCUGUUGAAAUGUGGAAUCUGGUAUUCCUAGACAUUCAGAGAAUCCUCUUCUUCAUGGUUCUGUCAGCAAGAAGAGCCUGUGUCGUCCGGGUGUCCGCGGCACUGGUGUGGGCCUGUCCCUAUGGAAGGAGGAAGACACAAGGAGUGCCAUCCCUAUUUAUCUGAGGGGAAACUGCAUCUCCUAUACCCAACCCCACGGUGGAGGACAGCAUGGCAGUGACGCAGCUUGUCACCCGAGAUGACCCCUAUUCAGUGCUUUGCCAGCAUGCUUUCCCAGGCAUCAUCUGACUUGGACAUUACAGUGAAACUGACAUCCAAGCUUAUUGUCCAUUUCAGAAGUAAGGUUGGGAAGUUGAGGGAUUUGCUCACAGUCACACAGCUUCUAACGAGAGAUGCGGGUCACUCCAGAGUGUGAUCUGGACCACCUCUGCAUCAAAAUCACAUGGAGUACUCCUUCAAAAAGCAAAUUCCCCAUUAUAUGUUUAUAAAAAAAUUUUAAAAUUAAAAAAAAGAAAGCAAAUUUCCAGGCUUUACCCCCACCUGAAGGACCAGAAUAGCGGGGGUAGGACUUAGGAAUCUGCAUUUGAAUAAAAUUUAGAGGUGAUUCUUUUGCACCCAGGGUUGAAGAACCACAAGAUUAAAUUCUAGUUUAAAUUCUAGUUCACAGGACUCCCCAUCUUCCACCUGAACUAAAUGAUAGGUCCCUUUUUUCCCCCCAAAAAUGGAAAUUGUAUUUCCAUUGAAAUACAAUAGUUAAAGAGAGAGCGAGAAAUGGAGCAAGUUUGCUCACAGUUUUCUUGAUUGAACUGGUCUCAGCGCCCAGCUAGCAGGCUUCGGCAUCACAUUCGGAGACCACAGUUCCGAAUGUGCAAAAUGAUCAAUCCUGGUAUAGCCGCCAGUAGCGCACAACAAGCCCAAGACAGUUGCUCAUCAAUCUCAAAAGCUUUGGGACUGUGUCCAGAUUUAAAGGUGGGAUUUAAACUUGGAUCCAGCAACCCUGGGUAGGCAUUCUCCUGAAAAGUGUGUGAUACCAGGAAUCUCUAGUAGGUCAAGGUGCCAAGAGUGGGCAUGGGUGGGAAGUCAUGGUGGCUUCCCCACCGGGGACUCUUCCUUCUAGUAGCUAGAAGAGAAGUUCCAGCAGGAGGUAGUGCCCCAGAGUAGAACGUGAGUUCCUUCAAAGGACGCAGGUGAAUGCUACCUGAGCAGCCCCUAAGAUGAUACUUUUCCUAGGGCAAAGAGAACCCACUCUUUAGGCAGAGACUGACAUAGAGAGGGGUUUUGAUUUUGUCUUUUGUUUGUCCUUAAACAAAUUGGCAUUCACUUAGCCCAGGUUAAUGAAACAGGUACUCCACUCACUAAGGACCUUUGGAAAAUGCUUAAACUUAGAAAAAUGAAUGUUUUAAGGCUGGGGGAAAAGGUGCUAAAAUAAUAUUGAUUCUUUUGUAUUUUAGCACUUGCUGUUGGCAACUGCCAAGUGGGGUAUGUCAUUUCCCCCCACUCCCACGAGUAGUUAGCGGGGAUAUCCUCUGGUUAGUGUGAGUAUGGUGGCAGAACUAGAGGAUAAUUCAGACUUCCUGUCCUUAACCUAGCCAGUCUUUGCUUGAACCUUGAAUGAGGACACUUUAGGCAUUAUGCUGUUGGGAGAGGAUGUCCGCAGGAGACCAUAAGUCUCCAUCCUGAGCAACUGCUGCUGCCCCCCGUCACCUCAAGUGAACUCUGUGGGCUCUUGGAAAAGGGGCAGGCACACAAAACCACCACAGAUUGGCCACCGAGGCUCCCGGUAUACACAGAAAGCAAGCUGCUCGGCAUCGCCCUUUUACAUGUAUUUAGGUACUGCCUUGGUUUAUAGACUUCCGUUUUCUGGGGAAGAAGAGUUUAGUAUUAUCUAGGAUCCUUGGGAGCCCAGAUCAGGGUAGCUUGAAUAACUUGAACAGGUUAUAUUUUGUACUCCCUCUUUUCCCACCCCUGCAGAAAGGUUUUUGAUAGGUAUCUUCCUCGCUGGAGUGUGUUCAGUUUGCCUGAGAUGUAUAAAGCUUUGGGGGUCCUAAAUAACAGCUUAGAUUAGGUGAUAUACUAGGUGAUAAAUUCAACUUGGCCUGAGGUUUGGCACAGUCAGAGCUUCCUCCUGGAGCUAUGGCAUUAGCUUCUAUUUCAAGUACUAAUCUGCAGGUAUCGCCUAAGAUGGGAACAAAGAGAAAAGAUAGUUAAGACCUUUUCUGCAUGAUCCUCCACGGUUUCUGGAACAUCUCAGCUUUCUUCCCCCCAGACAGUGAGAGGAGAUGAAAACACUAGUCUGCCUGUGGACAGAGGAAUCACCUUGCUUUCGUUCCUCGAAACAUUUUUAGGAGUCCUUUUUUAGAGUAAUCUUUAGAGAGAUCUGGAAGAAAAAGGUUAAUUUGUCUUCUAGGAAUUAGUAGAAGCUAUUAAGUAACAUUUGGAUAAUCCUUACAAAGUGCUUGCAAAUACAUAAUUUCAUCAUAUGCGCACUUCUUCCCACAGGAGAAGCCAGACUUGACAUGUAGGAGGGAUCGAUGUGUAGUUGUCCAGUGGAACAAAAUCCUUUCAGCGAUGGCAAGUUUUUUGUCCUUUGAAAGUAAAUUUGAUUCGUUAUAGCUAAUCCUGAUGAAAAAUGUUAAGUGAGAAGGAUACCUUUUGGGGGCAAAACCAACUUAUGACUAUGAGGUGGAGAUGGUUCUCUCGUCAGCUCUUGAUCCGGCCCUGUAGGGGGUUCUGGAAGCAGGGCUCUCAGGAUGUGGAACAUCUCCAUCCCCAGGAACUGGACUUGGAAAGGCAGUGUUCAUUAGGAUGUGUAAGUGGUGGCUUGGGGCACCUUGUCAUCACUCUUUGCAUGUCAUUCUGAACAUAAAACUUCCUCAAAUGUCAGUUUGCACGCAAAGGGGUAUCUGAACUUCAGAAUUCAGCCUCAUUGCUUCCCUCUCCUGUUUUCUCUUAUGAAAGAUUGCCUGCAGAGCCCCCUCCGAGCACCAGAUCCGAGCACCAAAUUCAUGCCCCGUCUUAGCUAUUCCACCCCAGCAUCCCCACAGCAUCCCCGAACACGUAUGCGGGGCACCCAGUACAGACCUAGCCCAAGGUGAGGUGUCCAGUCAGUGCGGGUUCUGUUCCUCUCUUGGACUUCGGGAGCUUCUCUAAAGACCCUCCAUUCCCACAUGUAGCUGGGAAGCAGGUAGCACCAUGUGCAGCAAAUGCCCUCUCCGUUGAGCGCUGCUGGGGAAGUAUGUGGGCUUCUCUUUUUGACUCUUAAUUGGACAUAAUGUAGAUGUCCCAAAAGUUAAUGCUUUCAACUUUACAUUUUCACAACAGUGCUUUUAAUUAAGAAAAAUGCAUGGUAGGAACCAGUAUUUCUUAAGUAAGAGGCAUCGUAUUAAGGAGACUUAGUCUGAGGAUGAAAGUCAUAUAUGUGAAGAAACGUCAUUUAAGCAGUGAGUCAGAUGUUCAUGAACAAUAUAAGGUGAUGUGAGGCGACUUUCAGAAAGAAAAUUAUUUUUAUGUUUUUUUCUAUUUAAACGACUGCAUCCCACAAGCAGUUGGUUACUUAAUGGUGCAUUUCUGAAUCAUUGAUUAAAAUCAGUUGCUUCUGGUUUUAGUCCUGGGUUUUACAACUCUUCAGCUUCCUAUUCUGAUGUUUUGUGUGUGUGUGUGUUUUUUUUUUAAGGUAGACAACCAACCUUUUUUACAUUUUUAGAUUUGGAAUUUGUAAGUAAAGUAUAUUUUAAGCUAUCAUUCUGUGAGCUUAACUGAUGUGCUUGGUGGUAGAGGGCCUGACAUCAGAUGCCCUCUGUGAUGUGGUAUGGUCUGUACAUCAGCAUCAGCGUGUAUGGUAAAUCUGUGUCCGUGUGAGGUGUCUAUAGAGGGCUUUAUUUGGAAAUACGUUCUGCUUCUGGACGUCCCUUUGUAACCUGCAGUUGCUUACUCAGGGCUUUCAUAAUAAUGACAUAAAAAGAUAUUCAGUAGCUGUCUAACAGUAUUUUAAGACUGCUUAUCAAUUACAAGGUUGUUAGGGAUCAUUCAACAAUUCCACGAACAUCCUGUUCCCUAGACCGUCUCUGCAAACACUCCCGGCCCCCUCCUGUCGCAGCCAGUAGUCGUGUGUACAGAGACCAUUUGCAUGAUUCCUUGUUGCACUGCCGCACUAAGGCACUCCAGGGCAUGGUUCAGUGAUCAGGGGCGGUAUGGUUGACGCAUGCAUUGAUCUUUCUCCCCCACUGUUUUUAUAUAGCCUUUCAUUAAAAGGAACAACAACAACAACAACAACAACAACAAAACUACGACUCUGUAAUGCAAAAGUUUGCAAGAUUUUUCUGGUUACCCUUUUUAAUCACUUCUCUUUCAGAAUGAACAGGUGUUUUCUGCUAAGCUAUAUGAGAACCCAAGAAAGAGAUCCUGCUUGUUUUAAGCACCAUUCUUUCUAAUAGAUUUUAAAGUGUGGUCAGUAUUUCUUCCUUGAACUUUAUAAACAGCAACCACCCUGGGAUGGCUGGCACCCCUUGCGAAACGGAUGAGGUCACAGACUCCUGUGUACGUAUCUCUCCAAAGGUGUGGUGGAUUCAGGGAUGACAAGAAGGGUGAUAGAAGUAUUCUGUCGCUUCCAGAAGGCUAAUGAGCCAGUGUCGUGGCAUGUUUGAUGUCUGAGUCCCCAGUGUCAUGAUAGUUUCACUAGAAUGUCAGUAAACAGCCCAACUACCUCACGUGAAAUUGGCUGUGGACAAUCUGUGUCAGAUGAGACGUGCAUUUAAGGUUGACUUAAUCUGGUUAGUAGAUUGGACAAAAUGAUGUCUCUAUAAAGAAGAAAAACAUUAGACCAGAUGCCAAAGGCUACAAUGUACAUAGAUUUCCUUGGGUUAAUUUUGUAAGUCAGUGUUGAAUUCCAGCCCCAGUAUUCUUAUCGCGAGUGUUUGUGGUCUCAUAGAUCUGUGCACUCUGAAUACCUGUCACAUGCAGUCUGUGUUAACUGUCCUUGUCCUAAAGCAUUUUGAAUGAGCGGCAUAAUGACAGUAGAAAGCAAGUGUCAAGUAGUUUGUUGGUUUGUUAAUUUUAAUGGGCCUUUAUUUAGAAUAAUGUAUUGGAGCCAUUGGGGACCAACCAGUGAAUGAGAAUUUCAUGUUUAGUUUUCAUGUAAAACUCUGUCCGAGUCCUUACUCUAUAUUUUGUGGGGAGGGUUUUACUUUUUUGGCAAAAAUGUUUGAAAACAUCUGUCAGAUUUUAUAUUCGUUAGUUAUAAUAAACUUAUUUUUAAAGUA
Molecule: messenger RNA, 7656 nt
Organism: Neogale vison (American mink)
Lineage: Eukaryota; Metazoa; Chordata; Mammalia; Carnivora; Mustelidae
Gene: PLEKHA8
Product: pleckstrin homology domain containing A8
Exons: 14
Coding region: 381-1943 (520 amino acids)
Biological process (GO): ceramide transport; intermembrane lipid transfer
Cellular component (GO): membrane; cytosol; cytoplasm
Molecular function (GO): ceramide 1-phosphate transfer activity; ceramide 1-phosphate binding
Source: RefSeq, a predicted model, not a curated record